AUGACCACGGAAGACGUCUUUGUGACCAGGUGGAAAGCCAUCGAGACUGGAUUGAAAGAGAGUAUUCGGGACUUCGUAGCAUCGUCAUAUCGCGACGCCCUCCGUUUGGUGUACGAUGCCGAGCUCUCGGACGACUGUAUCAUCAGCUUGACGACAAUGCUCAAGGGACUGCAGGAACUGAAGGCAGACGUCUUCAGGAUGGUGGACGCGUCUGGGAAGAUCCCGACCGGCUUCUCGGACGGCAGUCUAGCCGAGCUGGGGGACUUCGACAUGUGCCUGAGGGCGGCCGUCAAGAACUCCCUGGGCGACGUCCAGUUUCGGGGUCAGUACUGCAGCCUGACCCUCAACUUUCCGCUACCACCCAAGCCGCCCAUCAUCCGCUACGGGGUGCCAGUGGUCGACACCACCAGCUUUGCCGACGACUCGGUAGUGAAGGAAACCCUGAACCUGGCCUGGGGCCUGUACACCGCCAAGGUGAGGUUCGGACUCUGCUUCCCCGACCGGUGUCAACCACCUGAACUGGACAGGCUUCUCAGAGCAAUCGCUGAAAAAGCACAUCUCAAUUCAACUCUCCUGGGCUGCGUGGUGGAGGAGAACCUACGGUUGAACAAGUCCCAGAUCAUCGCAAUCGCCGUCCUUGGCUGCUUCAUUUGCGUCGUGCUUUCGGCCACCGCUUUUGACAUCCUUCUCGGCUGUCUCCGAGGGCACAACCUUUUCGAUGAAAAGACAGGUGAGGCUACCAAAGCCUUCAUUUCCCUCUCAGUGCCCAGAACAACAGCGGCUGUGUUUCGAGCCGAAAGCUCCAAGUCGAUCCUGAAAUGCCUGAACGGACUCAGGAUUUUCGGCGUAUUCUGGGUGAUUAUGUUCCACACCUACACAUACCCGGACAUGGGAACUUACAGAGCACUACGACAGUUUCAAAACAAUUCGGUGUACUUCUUUUUUCAAUUCAUUAACAACGCCUGGCUCUGCGUCGACAUGUUCUUCUUCAUCAGUGGUUUUCUCAUCGUUUACAACCAGCGGAAGGUCUCUGAAAAAACAAAUCUCCUACAAUACUACGUCAAAACCUUGAUCCAGCGAUACUGGAGAUUAAUGCCUUUGGCACUGGUGCUCUUGUUGAUCCUGUUCCUCGAGCCUGCAAUGGGAUCCGGCCCCAUCUGGAAAGAGAAGAUGCUCAAGGAGACGAGGAACUGCGAGCAGCGCUGGUGGUCUCUUCUGGGAGCCUUCUCCAACUUCUAUUCGUACGACGACAUCUGCAUGCUGCAUUUCUGGUACAUCAGCGCGGACAUGCAGAUUUACACAGUCGUUCUGGCGCUGUCGCUGCUUUCAAUCAAGAGGCCAAAGCUGUCCAUUAUUCUACUGAUUGCCAUCACAGUUGCCUCAAUGAUCGGCAUCGGUGUUCAAACCUACCUAAGCGGUUUCGACCCGACAAUGCUGGUUUUCAGCCAGGACACACAGUUUGCCUUGGAUAUGACCCUCUGGUUGUACCGCCUGCCCCACUGCCAUCUUGGACCUUACAUCAUAGGAUCUCUAACCGCCUUUGUGUACAUGAAACACGGAGACUUCCGCCUUCAUCCGGUGGUGCAGAUGUUCCUUUGGGCCUUUUCCUUCGCCCUGACCGGCCUGGCUUUGUUUUCGACCGCGCAAUGGGGUCAGGGUGACGUGCCUUCACUUCCGGUGACCCUCGCAUUUGCCACAACCCACCGCGCUGCCUGGUCGCUGGGCGUCGCUUGGAUCGUCUUUGCCUGCAUCACGGGAAGAGGAGGUGUGAUCGACUCCCUGUUGUCCUGGGACGCUCUCGCCCCGUUGGGUCGUCUGUCGUACGCCAUAUACCUCGUCCACGGAUACGUCGUCUUCUUCAGCCUCUGGACCAUCCGUCAGAGAAUCGAGCACAUGCAUUUUUUCGUCAUGUCAUCUGCCCUCUCCAACUUCGUACUUUCUGUCGUGGCUGGCUACCUGGUACAUAUCUUCUUGGAGCGACCCCUCAUUCUCGCCUGGGACACGGCAACCAGGCAGUUGGAAGGCAGCCCCUCUUUACGCCGAAAGUACAACAUAGGGCAAGACACUUCGAAUGGUGCAACGGUCUUGAAGAACGUCAAAUGCACCACGUUUACGCCGAGCGGCUGA
This is a messenger RNA of Ixodes scapularis (black-legged tick), 2127 nucleotides long. Its product is annotated as nose resistant to fluoxetine protein 6. Bases 1 to 2127 code for a protein of 708 amino acids. Gene Ontology annotation, molecular function: acyltransferase activity, transferring groups other than amino-acyl groups. The record is from RefSeq and is a predicted model, not a curated record. The transcript has 16 exons. Lineage: Eukaryota; Metazoa; Arthropoda; Arachnida; Ixodida; Ixodidae.